AUGAGCUAUGAUGGAUGCUUUGCGGAGUGCAUGAAACCGACAGUCAAAGGAGAUUUUAAGGUGCUUGACCAGCAUUCCUCUUGGUCAUCUGCACAGGUACCGAGUCAAUUUUCGUGCAGAACGACGAACUUGUCUUUUCAUCAAAUAGGAGGAGGGCUAACGGCUUCGCGAGACUCUGAGGCGCACUCUGAAAGAAUCUUUUCGGAGGACUCUGAACAUGGAAUCUCCUUGUUACCGGGUGGGUGCCGUGAGUCGUUUGGUGAGUAUGGGAACUUUGCGCUCACGGAAGGCCGAUUCCCAUUGCACCGUUUUGAAGAUGAGACGGACACCAUUACGCAGGGGGAGGGAACCAACGAAGGAAGGGAAUUGGGGUGCAAUUUACCACCUUCAGUUUCUCACUUUUGGCCUCCAUUCCCUCCCCCAAACUCAGAGAGCGCUGAGUUUGCUGAAACAGCCCCGCCGGCCGAAAGAGCAAACUAUUCCCAAUCUUUUCAUCAUACAGGAAUACGAUCAGAGUGUGUACUUGGAGGUAGCACCACGUCGCUACUGAACUUUUCCAGCCAUCACUCUGGUGAGGGAUGGUGGGCAACACGAAACAUUAACUCGCUGGAACGCCCAAAACACGAACAACAUCCAUUUGAACCAAGCCCUAUCGUAUCACCGUUUUUUGCUCCUGUACAGUUGCUAAAACUACGGGGUCAACGACCUGAGCUGGAUUGUUGCUCGGUUAACAGCAACAGUAACUGGGCGAGUGAUGUUGACAUUCCUCAGCGUGGUACACACGUGGAGAUGUCAGUAAAAUUGUCAGGAUCAGAGGUGGCGAGUGCGAGGGCCAUGAGUGGUCUCCGUCCAGAUUGGGAUCGGAGCAAGCGAGGGAUAACCGGGGAUUUAUUUUAUGACGAGGAACGGAGUGACUUCACGGAGCCUCCUCGAAAAGAACCUGAAGAGAGAAGGAUGCUACGACAGAAGUGUUUGAAUUCAGAUUCGUACUUUGCCACCCGCCGCGGAGUGCACAAGGUAUCCUUGGAGCGCGUUCGACGGCAGUUCAAACAGCACUUCAUAAAAUCCAAAUUCGAUUGA
Molecule: messenger RNA, 1080 nt
Organism: Trypanosoma cruzi
Lineage: Eukaryota; Euglenozoa; Kinetoplastea; Trypanosomatida; Trypanosomatidae
Exons: 1
Coding region: 1-1080 (359 amino acids)
Source: RefSeq, a predicted model, not a curated record